CUGAAUUCUUUUUCAACCUUAAAUGAAAGUUGCUCUAUUUAAGAACUUAGAGAGAGUUGUUCCUUUCUCUUCAUGUAACAAGAAAUGGAAAACGAUCUUCGGACGGAAUCUUUUGACUACCGAACGGAGCUUCUGUCGCCGGCGGGGACAGGGCCGAUGGUUGUAUCAACAAGGCAGCCAUCAUGGCAGCUCAACAUGGAUGGAUUUCAGUUGCCAGAGAGACACAUCAAUUCUGAUUUUGGGUUUGGAUAUUUUGUCAAGGCAUUAAGUAAGACAGUUCUUGUACUGUUAUUGAGAGAAAGAAAACUUGCGGCCUUUUACAAGAGGCAGGUCAAAAUCCUCGAAGGAUUCAAUGAAGUCGACAAAUUUACUGAGAUCGGCAUGUUGCCUACAAGUUCGACCGAGGAAGAAGCGGAGCAAGUUGCUAGGAGCGAGAGGAUGGCAAUAUAUGUAUCAAACAUGGCAAACAUAGUGAUAUUCGUGGCAAAAGUGUAUGCUUCGGUUGAGAGCAAAUCACUGGCAGUGAUAGCUUCUACCUUAGACUCCCUUUUGGAUCUUUUAUCUGGUUUUAUCCUAUGGUAUACCUCUUAUGCUAUGAGCAAACCCAAUCAAUAUCGCUAUCCUAUUGGAAAGAACCGAAUGCAACCUGUGGGCAUUGUGGUUUUUGCGUCAGUAAUGGCAACUCUUGGAUUACAAAUAUUGUUCGAAUCAGGUCGACAGCUUAUUGCAAAGACUGAGCCUGAAAGGGACCCUACAAAAGAAAGAUGGAUGAUUGGAAUCAUGGUCUCAGUCACAAUAGUUAAAUUUGUGCUCAUGGUAUACUGUCGCAGAUUCAAAAAUGAAAUUGUUAAGGCCUAUGCUCAAGACCAUCUCUUCGAUGUGAUCACAAACUCAAUUGGUCUAGCAGCAGCAGUUUUAGCUAUCAAAUUCUACUGGUGGAUCGAUCCUGUUGGUGCCAUCAUUAUAGCUCUAUAUACAGUGAGUAAUUGGGCAAAAACUGUGAUGGAGAAUGUUUGGUCAUUAAUUGGAAGAACAGCCCCACCAGAGUAUAUAGCAAAGCUAACAUAUCUCAUUUGGAACCAUGACAAGGAGAUCAAGCACAUUGAUACGGUUAGAGCCUACACAUUUGGCUGCAAUUACUUUGUUGAGGUUGACAUAGUGUUACCAGAGGACAUGUCCCUUGGUCAAGCACAUAAUAUUGGGGAGACCCUUCAAGAGAAGCUUGAAAUUUUCCCAGAAGUUGAGAGAGCAUUUGUUCAUGUGGAUUUUGAUACCACUCAUAAGCCAGAGCACAGGUCAAAGCUGCCAUAACAAUCAAGAAAAAUCACAUCAGUUAUGAGUACAACAAUGGCGGUGGCUUGAGGCAAUAUUAGGUAGGAUUUCAAUGUGCAAGGCAUCUAGAACUGGUUUUAUAACAGGCCUGGCUUUUACAUCUACAACUGAAUACUUGGGUUUACUUUAUAAGGUUGUUUGAAUUUUGAGCAUUAUUUGUAAUCUAGUGAAAACCUGUUGGAAACAUUCGGAUUAAGAAUUUUUAUUUAUUUAACAAUAUAAACACUCUAAUAUUAUA
Molecule: messenger RNA, 1570 nt
Organism: Juglans regia (Persian walnut)
Lineage: Eukaryota; Viridiplantae; Streptophyta; Magnoliopsida; Fagales; Juglandaceae
Product: metal tolerance protein 10-like
Exons: 6
Coding region: 85-1311 (408 amino acids)
Biological process (GO): monoatomic cation transport; transmembrane transport
Cellular component (GO): membrane
Molecular function (GO): monoatomic cation transmembrane transporter activity
Source: RefSeq, a predicted model, not a curated record